Anopheles stephensi (Asian malaria mosquito) is the source of this 1681-nucleotide messenger RNA. It is a transcript of the gene eve, whose product is annotated as segmentation protein even-skipped. The transcript has 3 exons. NCBI's taxonomy places the organism in Eukaryota, Metazoa, Arthropoda, Insecta, Diptera, Culicidae. The record is from RefSeq and is a predicted model, not a curated record. Gene Ontology annotation, biological process: regulation of transcription by RNA polymerase II. The coding region runs from base 251 to 1318 and encodes 355 amino acids. Gene Ontology annotation, cellular component: nucleus. Gene Ontology annotation, molecular function: DNA-binding transcription factor activity, RNA polymerase II-specific; RNA polymerase II cis-regulatory region sequence-specific DNA binding.
UUUGCGAACGAUUCCCAGCCAAUGUGCGUGUUUGUUCGGUGUAGGAAAUUAUCACACUUUCACGGGUGCAACGAUCGCAGGUGUGCUUGCAGUGUGUUGUUUGUGCUUUAUGAAUUAGGAGCGAACGCCGAUACCAACCGUUUAGCGUCGAUAGAUGCAGUGUUCAGUGACAGUGAGAAGCAACUUUGGUGAACGUUGAGCAACUUCUGCAAAAUCAGAUAAUUGUGACGAACGGAUAUUGAAGUGCAAAAUGCAAGGCUUUCGGAACUACGGCAUGGAUGCACUGCAGCAUCGCGACUCAAGCGUAGGAUUAGCCGUCGACCUGAUGGCACACCAGUACAGCGCGAAGGCGUCGCCUCCAUUAUCUCCACUAAGCGACUGCAACAGUCCACCUUCCUCGGAGCACGGAGGCAACAACCAGCAGCCGCCCCUGGACCCAUCUGUCCGGCGCUACCGAACCGCCUUUACCCGCGACCAGCUGGCCCGUCUCGAAAAGGAGUUCUACAAGGAAAACUACGUCUCGCGACCCCGUCGCUGCGAGCUGGCCGCACAGCUCAACCUACCCGAGUCCACCAUCAAGGUUUGGUUUCAGAAUCGCCGCAUGAAGGACAAACGGCAACGGAUAGCGGUGGCCUGGCCGUACGCUGCCGUCUACUCGGAUCCGGCGUUUGCCGCCUCGAUCCUGCAGGCAGCUGCCAACUCGGUCGGCAUGCCGUACGGCUAUCCGCCCGCACCCAUGCUCACCCAGAUGCCAGUUAUUCCGCCGCCGGUAGUGCCGGGUGCGAACAGUAUGCAAACAAGUGCCCAUGCCUUCACCGCUUACGGCUACCCCCGCUACACACCGUAUCCGCUCCCGCAGCGCACGACCGCUACCACACUGCCCGGGGCACCCGUCACCGGACCGACGGCUCCCGGAGUGUAUCCAGCGGCGAACUCCAUGUUGGUCACCGGCACUAUGCCACCCUCGCAGUACGCACCACUCAGCAUGCCAAAGGCUCAAACACCACCGCAGGACACCGUCGGCAGUGGUGCACAGCACCAUCUUCACCACCAAGGCCGAAGCCCUGUUGCAUCGCCCCAUUCGGCACUCUCGCUCAGUCCCGUGUCCGUUUCCAAAUUUGACACUUCCGCAUCGACCUCAAACUCGAGCAACGCCAGCGUCAGUCCGGUAAAGUCCCUUAACGGUUCGACGAAGGGACUGUUGCUAGCGGCCGCCGCCGCUGCCGUCGUCAACCAGUCAGUUAGCCCGCAGACAACGUUACUGCCCGUGACGCCGGAAAAACCGAAACUGUUCAAGCCUUACAAGUGCGAAGCGUAAUCAAAUCGAGGCGGCAGCAAUCGACCUUCGGACGGGUUGACGUGUUGUAACGCACGGAUUUCGCGUUUGUAUCAAACGCAUAGCAGUUGUGCAUAGAACGACGUAUUGUACCAUAUUGUGAAGCAUUUAGUUGAAGCUUACGGUAGGAAAAGUGAAAUUGUUCUGUUGUUUUAAUAAUUUAUUUACCAUGUACCCUGUAAGAACUCGUGACAAACGGAUGUAAAAGGCAACGUUGUAGAUACUGUAAAGUUUAGCCUAAUGCCACUGUUUUAGAAAAUUAAUCGAACUUGCCAGGUCGAUCUACUACGAAAGAGUAAAACCAACCAAUAAAUACGAAGGAUGUAAACCUUUUUAUAAAGAAAA